CUUGCCCAAUUCCUGGGAAAAUCCAGUUGUAAGGCCAAAAAGGGAUUGGACUAUUCCCUGCGACACUGUCAGGACAAAGACUUAGAUGUGUUAGGGCCUGUAGUCAAGAUCUUCGACAUGGUCGAAGCAGCCUUGACUGAGGGGGCAUCAAUAGACCUUUUGGCCAUCAGA
Molecule: messenger RNA, 171 nt
Organism: Pelobates cultripes (western spadefoot toad)
Lineage: Eukaryota; Metazoa; Chordata; Amphibia; Anura; Pelobatidae
Source: the annotation of a GenBank genome assembly